AAUGAAAAGUAUUUCAGGAGUAUUAGUCAUUCUGCUUUUAAGUCAGAGUGUUUUCUGUAGCCCUAAGAAAAUCAAUACAGAUUUUUUGAAUUUGCUUAGUUCUAAAACAAAUGUGAUGAGUUCUUAGGAUGCCAUUCAAUCAGUGCUUACUUUAUUAGAAGAUCUUCAAGGGGCUAAUGUUGAAGCUCAAGACAAAGCUGAUCUUACAUUUUAACGAUUUGAACAAGCCAUUUUGAAAGACAUCAAUGAGUUCUCAGGAAUUGUUAAUGUAAAUUCCAAGAGUGCAGCUGCAGCUCAAUAAGACUUAGAAGCUGUCGAGUAAUUGUUUAUCUUUCAACUUAAAGUCUUAAAAUCCAAUAAACAACAGAUUACUUGAAUUGGAAUAACAAGCGAUACAAGGCAAAUGAAGUUAAGCUUGAAAAUUUAGCUGAAUAAAGAUGUGAAGCCAAUGCCUUAUUCAUUGAUACAUUAAGAGAAUAUAAGAAUGCACUUUCUGUUCUUGAUUGGGUUAGAAGUGAUGCACAAAGCAAAUAAAGCACGUUAAUAGAAAAGAACCAUAUUGGAGAUUAUGCAGAGAAAUUGAGCAAGUAUGCUAAUCUAUUUGAAGAAUAAGCAGUCUAAGAUUUUGUGAAAUUAGGUGAAGAAGAAGUUUCUUUUGCAUAAACAAGUACAAAAUAUAAAAGAUAAUUUAUUAAGGAUAGCAUGGAAACGGCCAAUAAAUAGCCUCAUUAGUAGAAAAGGAUAUUGUAGGAAUUAUUCAAUAAUUAAUUGAAAAAUUAAGAGAUACAAUCAAAAGUCUUGAAGAAUAGGAAAUUCAAUCAGCUAAUGAUUUUGCCGAUUUCAAAACUAAUUUAUUGGCUGAAUAAGAAUCUUUAAAAUAAGAGUAUGAUGCUAAAGCCAAAUUCUUGAAUUCCUUAUAAAAUGACAAAGAAUUAGCCUCAGAUAUCUUAACCAAAAAGAAAGAACUAUAAGAUUAAAGCAUGAGAAUAUUAAGUUUAACUUAAGGUAAUUUACAAUCUAUAUUCACUUUAGAGGAAUACAAUUACAAAAAGAAAUUAUACAACUCAGAAAAAGCCAAAAGACAUGAAGAAAACUAGUUAUUGGAAGAAUCACUUCUAAUUUAUAGAGAAAAGAUUGCUACUGUUAAUGAAUACUUGAAAAAGAGAGUCAACGAAUAUGUUGGUGAAUCUCUUAUUGAAGAACAUGCUGUCAGCAAUCAAGCUCCAGUUCAAAAUAGAAAAGGAAAAUAAUGAU
Molecule: messenger RNA, 1254 nt
Organism: Paramecium pentaurelia
Lineage: Eukaryota; Ciliophora; Oligohymenophorea; Peniculida; Parameciidae
Source: the annotation of a GenBank genome assembly